AUGUCUUCUAAUAAAAGACGAAAGGUUGAUAGUGAGUGUCGGGUUUUUCAAACAAAGUGGGAACUUUCGUAUUUUUUUAUUGAGUGGAAGGGCAAACCACUUUGCUUGAUUUGUAAUCAAACAAUUGCUGUAUGCAAGGAGUUCAAUUUGAAGAGACACUAUGAAACCAACCAUAAAGAGAAGUUUGACACGUUCUCCAACGAGAUAAGGCUAGAAAAACUAGGAUCUUUAAAAGGUAAACUUAAGGGGCAGCAAUCGUUCUUUACGAAGGCCAAAACCGAUAGUGAGAAUGCUAUGAGAGCUAGUUAUGUAAUCGCACUAAAAAUUGCAAAGAAAUCAAAACCUUUUAGUGACGGCGAAUUUGUAAAAGAAUGUAUGUUAGAUGUGGCUGAUAUUUCAUUCGCAUUUCAGAAACAAGUUAUCCAAGAUAUACCCUUAUCAAGAAAUACCAUUGCUGCCAGAGUUAAUGAGUUGGCAGAUAAUUUGAAUAACCAACUUAAAAACAAAAUUAAAGAAUUUAUGUUUUAUUCCAUUGCUGCAGAUGAAAGUACUGAUAUUAAAGAUACAGCACAGCUUGCUGUGUUUAUUCGUGGAAUCAAUAAAGAUUUUAUCAUUACCGAAGAACUAUUAAAAUGUCUACCUUUGAAGGAUACUACUACGGCUCAAGAUAUUUACCAGGCGAUUGAGCAAUUAAUUUCAAUUAAUAAACUCGAUUGGGGAAAAUUAUACAGUAUUACGACUGACGGUGCACCAGCCAUGGUUGGAAAAAAUACCGGUGUUGUUACGAAAUUACGUAAGAAAAUUUCAAAUGAAGCUACACCUGAACACAAGUUUAUUGGAAUUCACUGUAUCAUUCAUCAAGAGUCCUUGGCAUCUAAAAUACUUAAAAUGGAUCAUGUCAUGAAACCAAUAAUUAAAAUUAUAAAUUUUAUUCGAAGCAGAGGCCUAAAUCACCGCCAAUUCGCACAAUUUUUAAAAGAUCUCGAUGAAACACAUUCAGAUAUUCCAUACUUUACAGAAGUUCGUUGGCUUAGUCGCGGUGCAAUGCUAAAGCGAUUUUUCGAAUUGCGCCAACAUAUUGUUACUUUUAUGGCUCAAAAGGGAAAACCAAUUAAUCAUAGCGACGAAUGGUGGCUUGAUUGCGCUUUCUUGGUAGAUAUGACGGAACAUUUUAACAACUUAAACGUUAAACUUCAAGGAAAAAACACAAUUGUCACCCACAUGUACUCAAAUAUACAGGCCUUUGAGAUGAAGUUAAAGUUGUUGGAGUCUCAGUUGCGAGAGCAAGUACUUCACCACUUUCCUAGCAUUCGAGCAUGCGGUACCCACAAUGCAGAAAAACUAGCGGAAUUUUUUAAUCUUUUGCUUGAUAUUAUAGCGGAGUUUGAAAGUCGUUUCGUAGAUUUUCGCGUACUGAGUUCCUAUGAAUUUCCUCUAUUUAAUAAUCCAUUCACCUUUGAAGUUGACAAGGCGCCAACAUACAUGCAAAUGGAACUAAUAGAUUUACAAUGUGACACUGUUUUAAAAGACAAGUUCAGCGAAAUUGAUAUUUUGUCAUUCUACUCAAAAUAUUUUAAAAGUAAUGACAACUAUCCCAACAUGAAGAGACAUGCUGCCCGUAUUUUAUGUAUGUUUGGAAGUUCAUACAUAUGUGAACAGAUGUUUUCAACAAUGAAAAUUAACAAAUCCCAACACCGUUCCAGACUGACAGAUGAACAUCUACAGGCGAUUCUUAAAAUCAGUACAUCUAAUUUGACACCAAACAUCGACGGCAUAAUGAAGCUGAAACGAUGUCAAGUAUCUGGCUCAUCAAAAUAG
This is a messenger RNA of Psylliodes chrysocephalus, 1818 nucleotides long. NCBI's taxonomy places the organism in Eukaryota, Metazoa, Arthropoda, Insecta, Coleoptera, Chrysomelidae. The record is from the annotation of a GenBank genome assembly.